Prorocentrum cordatum is the source of this 498-nucleotide messenger RNA. NCBI's taxonomy places the organism in Eukaryota, Dinophyceae, Prorocentrales, Prorocentraceae. The record is from the annotation of a GenBank genome assembly.
GACUCCCUGGUAAUACGCAAGCUGCUGGAGACCACCGACGCGCAGGAGUGCGCGCUGCGCCGCCUGGAAGAGGCCUGGCCUGCCGCUGGCGCCGCCUCCGAGGAGGUCUGCUCGCUGCUCGUCCGGACGGAUGCCCUGGAGCAGCGUCUCGACUGCAUUCAGCAGGACGAUAACGAGGACAAGUUCGCCGAUAAGGCGGAUCGGACCGAGCUCCUGCGCGUAGAGGCCUCGCUGCAGGAGCUGUCGGACCCCCUGCGGCGCCUCUCCCAGCGCACCGCGAACAGCGAGUCGCGGGCGGCGGCGUUGGAGAGGAGCCCUUUGGGGGCCCUGUUCACGGUCAGCGAUGUGGCGAAGUCCAUCGAGUCCCUCUGCUCAGUGUUCAGCUCGGUGCCAGAGUUCCACAUCACAUUCGCGCUGGCGCAUGUGACGUCUACGAUUGUGCUUGAGUCGUCUGCGAUCCCUGAGAUGGUUGCCAGCAUCUCCCGCUCGCCCCUGUAG